Messenger RNA from Cylicocyclus nassatus, 540 nucleotides. Lineage: Eukaryota; Metazoa; Nematoda; Chromadorea; Rhabditida; Strongylidae. The record is from the annotation of a GenBank genome assembly.
AUGUCUUCGUCCGGAGGGCUAUAUAAGCGCUCUCUUCUGGUAACGUUCAUCCUUGACAUCCAUACUACUACUGGCCAUUCGUAUCCCGCCGCCACUAAACGACUACACUCCUCUUGUCCCGAAACCACAUACGAGGAAAACUACAACAUUUACACCUGCCAGCUCCUCGACCCACAGGAGUACUAUAGCACUUGUGCGGGGGUCUGUCCGAGGAAAUUCCGGCCCUGGCUGGACUAUGGCAUUUUGGCUCUAUUUUCACUAUGUGGAGUAUGCCUUCCUCGUUCCGUGACCCUUGUCCCUGCUGAUGGAACACCAGGAUCGAUAACCCCAGUGAUCAAGGUGCUAGUCAAUGAUAGCCGCGGAUGUCGACGCAUAUAUAUUAUAUGCAACACUCCUGCCGGAUACACCAAAUCAAACAUGGUGAUGAAUGAGCAAACUGAUUAUCCAUUGGUAGGUAAGAACGUUAGAGCGCUUGCAACCUGUUUCAAGGCUUCAUGGAUCGGUGACCUUCAUCCCUACUAUAAUUUUUCGAUUGAGUGA